CUCUGCUCGGCUCGGCCCUCUCCCUCCCAUCGCCAGACCCCCGCCCAUUUUCUUCUGAAAACCGAAGGCUCCGGCAUCCGCCUGAAAGGGGAAAAAAAAAAAACCCACACAAACACCAAAUCCCCUGCGGCGGCGGCGGCGGCGAUGGACCCGUCAUCGGCGGGCUCCGGCGGCAACUCCCUCCCGUCCGUUGGCGCCGACGGGCAGAAGCGGCGCGUGUGCUACUUCUACGACUCGGAUGUGGGCAACUACUACUACGGGCAGGGCCAUCCGAUGAAGCCGCACCGCAUCCGGAUGACGCACUCGCUGCUGGCGCGCUACGGCCUCCUCAACCAGAUGCAGGUGUACCGCCCCAACCCGGCCCGCGACCGCGACCUCUGCCGCUUCCACGCCGACGACUACAUCAACUUCCUGCGCUCCGUCACGCCCGAGACGCAGCAGGACCAGAUCCGCCUGCUCAAGCGCUUCAACGUCGGCGAGGACUGCCCCGUCUUCGACGGCCUCUACAGCUUCUGCCAGACCUACGCGGGCGCCUCCGUCGGCGGGGCCGUCAAGCUCAACCACGGCCACGACAUCGCAAUCAACUGGUCCGGCGGCCUGCACCACGCCAAAAAGUGCGAGGCGUCGGGCUUCUGCUACGUCAACGACAUCGUGCUCGCCAUACUCGAGCUGCUCAAGCAUCACGAGAGAGUUCUGUAUGUCGACAUCGAUAUCCACCAUGGGGAUGGAGUGGAGGAGGCUUUCUACACAACAGACAGGGUUAUGACAGUCUCGUUCCACAAGUUUGGGGAUUAUUUCCCAGGAACAGGGGAUAUCCGUGACAUUGGGCACUCAAAGGGGAAGUACUACUCCCUGAAUGUCCCUCUGGAUGAUGGGAUUGAUGAUGAAAGCUACCAGUCUCUUUUCAAGCCAAUCAUGGGCAAAGUUAUGGAGGUUUUCCGCCCUGGUGCAGUUGUGCUUCAGUGUGGUGCUGAUUCCUUGUCUGGGGAUAGGUUGGGUUGCUUCAACCUCUCAAUCAGAGGUCAUGCGGAAUGUGUUAGGUACAUGAGGUCUUUCAACGUUCCAUUGUUGCUCCUUGGCGGUGGUGGAUAUACCAUAAGAAAUGUUGCACGCUGUUGGUGUUAUGAGACGGGAGUUGCUCUUGGCCAAGAGCUUGAAGACAAGAUGCCUGUCAACGAGUACUAUGAAUACUUCGGUCCAGAUUACACUCUUCAUGUUGCACCAAGUAACAUGGAGAACAAAAAUACACGAAACCAACUGGAUGAUAUAAGAUCUAAACUUCUGGAUAAUCUUUCAAAACUUCGACAUGCUCCUAGCGUCCAGUUUCAAGAGAGAGUUCCUGACACCGAAGUACCUGAGCCAGAUGAAGAUCAAGAUGAUCCAGAUGAACGGCAUGAUCCUGACUCUGAUAUGGAAGUGGAUGAUCACAAGGCUGUGGAAGAGUCAGCGAGGAGGAGCAUUCCAGGUAUAAAAGUUAAGAGAGAAUUUGGUGAAAAUGAGACCAAAGUGCAGGAUGGUGGCAGAAUUGCAUCUGACCAUAGAGGAGUGGAACCCAUGGCAGAAGACAUUGGUUCUUCCAAGCAAGCUCCUCAGGCGGAUGCCAGUGCGAUGGCUGUUGAUGAGCCAAGCAAUGUUAAGAAUGAACCUGAGAGCUCAACUAAAUUGCAAGAUCAAGCAGCUGCAUACCACAAGCCAUAACUGCGACAUCUGGAGUUGCCGGGUUUCUGCUGGGCAGCAGCUUCCUGCGUGCUUUUGACAGUCCGAAGACCGAAGUGAAUCUGCAAUACAACCCCGCCAUUUCAAAUUUGACUUGAGCUAUACCAUACCUAUCUGUAUGUGUAAUAUGUUAAUGUGAUGGGAUUCCAUGGCGGGGUAGUGCAGUUUCCAUGAGUCCACCUGGGAUUGCUUGAGGUUGACGAGGUAAACGGUAGUCUGACCCAUGUAUACAUGAAGCGUAUGAGUUAAGUUGUACAGUCAUUAGUUAAUGCAAAUAUGCAGUAAACUUCUGGGUAAAAUCUUUGCGUGUGAUUAGUGGUUUCGUGUACUGAUUCUCAA
Sorghum bicolor (sorghum) is the source of this 2055-nucleotide messenger RNA. RefSeq names its product probable histone deacetylase 19. The transcript has 7 exons. Lineage: Eukaryota; Viridiplantae; Streptophyta; Magnoliopsida; Poales; Poaceae. The record is from RefSeq and is a predicted model, not a curated record. Bases 145 to 1698 code for a protein of 517 amino acids. Gene Ontology annotation, molecular function: histone deacetylase activity.